This is a messenger RNA of Dufourea novaeangliae, 375 nucleotides long. RefSeq lists its product as uncharacterized. The coding region runs from base 1 to 375 and encodes 124 amino acids. NCBI's taxonomy places the organism in Eukaryota, Metazoa, Arthropoda, Insecta, Hymenoptera, Halictidae. Gene Ontology annotation, molecular function: chitin binding. The record is from RefSeq and is a predicted model, not a curated record. Gene Ontology annotation, cellular component: extracellular region. The transcript has 4 exons.
AUGAUCUCGCGGUACCAAAUUCUGUGCGCGAUCCUGGUAUAUGGCGCGAUUUCGUUGUAUCAAGCGAUGGCGCAAGUAGACGGUUACACACCUGGCGUGGACUACCCGAUCUACGAUUCCGUUCCUUUCGGUCUUACGUUUACCUGCGGUGGCAAGUUACCCGGUUACUAUGCCGAUCCUGAAGCCAGAUGUCAGGUUUGGCACUGGUGCUUACCGAAUGGACGUCAGUUCAGUUUCCUCUGUCCAAAUGGCACCGUUUUCAGCCAGUCUGCUCGCGUCUGUGAUUGGUGGUUCAAGGUCGAUUGCAACGACUCGCCGAGACUGUACGGGAUCAACGACGACCUGUACAGGGAUGUAAACGGGAACAAGAUCUAA